UCAAAUGUUGUUCUAGCAAUAUCUUUUUUUUUAAUUCUUCUCAUUGUAUGUUUCUUGAAACAAUACAAAAAAAUGACGCAGCUAUACCUCAGUUCAGGCCAAAAUGACACACUAUGUGUAUUCAUUGCUGACCAGAUUUAUCAGGAAAUAAGCCCCCCAUGUCCAAUUGAUAAAGCCAAGGUUGCCUCAAGUUUAAUACAAAUAGUAAAAGAACUUGAAAAAGAGAAUAAUGGAAUUGUAUACAAGAUAUUGGAUAAAAUUAAGACAAUAGCAAGUAACGUCAGGGACAGAGUCUCGUCGGUUGCUAGGAGCGCGUGGAACGGAGUCACGACAGUCGCUACAAGUGUAUGGGAAACAUUCAAGGCUUUCUUUGAAUUCUCUUAAUGAAACUAAUCAACAUAAGUUUAUCUUUUUAUUGACUCUCUCUAAAUUGUGUUUUAAUUUUUAAAACAAUUGUAGUACUUAUUUGU
Physella acuta is the source of this 470-nucleotide messenger RNA. RefSeq lists its product as uncharacterized. NCBI's taxonomy places the organism in Eukaryota, Metazoa, Mollusca, Gastropoda, Physidae. The record is from RefSeq and is a predicted model, not a curated record.